This is a messenger RNA of Anisakis simplex (herring worm), 444 nucleotides long. The record is from the annotation of a GenBank genome assembly. Lineage: Eukaryota; Metazoa; Nematoda; Chromadorea; Rhabditida; Anisakidae.
AUGAAGUCGUAUCUGUUCCAUAGAUUCGGUCUGAUUUCACGUCGCGAUUCGUAUUUGGCUCGUCAGAGUGAAGGCUCAAUAACACAAAGCGCAUGGCAGGAGAUGGGUAAAGAGAGUCCUCUGAAAGUGCGUUUGAAAACAAUCGAUCAGUUACGAGGGGUUCUGCAGAAUCGUCGAUUGCAAUUCAGCACGCUUGAAGCGAUUUAUUUGGAAACAAGCGAUUUGUUAGAAGUGGAAGAUGCAAAGGAAUCCGUGCUGAAAAUGUUAAUCACACUAACGAAACAUCAAAUCGACCAGAUCGGUUUAGCACUUCGCGAUACUUUUUUUAAGGUUCGAUUUUUUGAAGGUUUUUUGUGGUCGGUCAUUUUGUUAGUUGUUGUUUGUUAUAUAUCAAUAUUUGCAAUCGUUUUUAUUUCAGUAUUUAUCAUUAUUGAGUUUAUAUAG